Molecule: messenger RNA, 3801 nt
Organism: Galleria mellonella (greater wax moth)
Lineage: Eukaryota; Metazoa; Arthropoda; Insecta; Lepidoptera; Pyralidae
Gene: Ork1
Product: open rectifier potassium channel protein 1
Exons: 6
Coding region: 526-3684 (1052 amino acids)
Biological process (GO): potassium ion transmembrane transport; stabilization of membrane potential
Cellular component (GO): membrane
Molecular function (GO): potassium ion leak channel activity
Source: RefSeq, a predicted model, not a curated record
ACUAUGUUGGCAAUAACCUUACAUAUUAUCCUUUGCGAUGAGUUAAUGCGUGUCUGUCAAAUAUUUAGAGCUUGCCGUAUAAAAAAAGGACGUUGCGACGGCCGGCCAGCGUUUCAAAGGCGCACGCGCAGGGAAAAUCAUUCGAUCGCAUCGACCGCUGGGGCCGAACGACUAAUCGGGAAGUUUAGCGACCGUUUUUCUUCAAUUAUUUUUUUAAGACGCCACCUCUAUUGUUCCCACUUUAGUGGCAGUGUGUUCGAAAAUUUUCACUGGAACUAUGAAAUAAUGUGCGUUGAAAAAUUUACAUCGAACGGUCACCGUUUGUGUUCCGACCGUUUUACGGACACUCUAAAAGUUCUCAGGUUCUUAAUGCUACAAUUGGUUGUGCCGAAUUGGACGAUAUUAUGGAUAUCGAAACUUUUGUGAUGAGUGUUAAUUUUUUUUUAUGACAAGAAUUAUCAAGGCGUAGACUGGACGGUAGUAAAUUAUUUUUGUAAGCAGUGUAUACGGAGAUAUCUAAGCAAGAUGAUGUCCAAGAAGCAAUUCACGUGUAUGCUGACGCUGCAUUUAGUUUACCUUCUGGUUGGAGCUAGUAUAUUUUACCAUAUAGAGAGUCCUUUAGAAGCACAACAAAGGGCUGAAGACAAACUGGAAAGACUUGAAAUUCAAAAUCUUUUGUACGAGAAUUAUGUCCCGAAUGAUCCAGAAAAGCAGACCAGUAUAUUGAACAAGCUGUCGGUGUAUUGCGGGAAACCUAUGUACAACUCGACAGCAGAAGAAGACGAGACUCCGUUGAAAUGGGACUUUUACCAUUCGUUCUUUUUCUCGUACACUGUCGUCAGUACAAUUGGUUAUGGGAAUUUGGCCCCAACAACCCAUCUGUCUAGAAUCCUCAUGAUAUUCUACGCCUUGUUCGGUAUCCCUAUCAAUGGUAUCCUGCUUGCUAACCUCGGCGAAUACUUUGGAUUGCAGCUAAUUUCUGUUUAUCGGAAAUACAAACGGCGCAAUGUGAAACGUGCGGACAACCUGAGCUAUUGCUUCAAUAACCUGGGAAUGCUGGGUCAGAUCUUUUUGUACCUCGUGCCUGGAUUUCUGUUCUUCAUCUUCUUGCCAGCCUGUUUGUUUGUGGUCUUCGAGGAUGGAUGGGAUUUUGUAGCUGCUGUGUAUUAUGCAUUUGUCACUCUGACUACAAUUGGAUUUGGUGAUUUGGUUGCAGGAACAGCAAAUAAUGGAUUUCAGUAUGGCCAAUUCAUCGCUUAUGAGAUAUUCCUUAUAAUCUGGAUUACUUUUGGCCUUGGAUAUAUUGUGAUGUUGCUUGGCUUUAUCACUAGUGGUAUGAGAUCCGAACGAGUACAUAGACUGGAGCAGAAAUUUGCUAUGCAGUUUAAAUCAACGCAAAAUAAAAUCCUGCAAGGAUUUACAAGAGAUAUUGCUGUCAUUAGGAAGAUUAUUAAUGAAGCUAAUUUAAUAAAGUUAAAGCCUGUCUAUGUAGAUGAAACACCACGUUUUUAUAGAAGUAAGAGCUGUCCCAAUUUUACAUUUGAUGUAGAACCACGAUUCCCUGUUACCAAAAGAAAACGCGCUAACUCCGAGAAUAUACAACUUACAGCUAAAGACAUGCUUCGAAUUCAAUCUGAUACAGAUUUACUUGGUAUCGACAAGGAUAAAACAUUUACUGCCUCAGCUAUUGUCAAGCCUGCAGAACUACUAGCCAGAGUAGUGAAUGUAUUAGGAGGUUUUGAACAACCGCACCGAAAUACAGGUGUACACAUGUUUGAUGACGAACACAUUUUGGCGAGUGAAAAGCCACCAGUUUUUUCCAUUGGUCAAAAUAUAAUACCAAACUCACCUAAAAGAAUAAGGGCAUUGAGUAUUGCGGUGCCUAAUCAUAGAAAAGAAUCAGUAUCGAAAUUUGAUCAUGAUCAUACAUGGACUAAUGGUGAUUCAGCAGAAAAAUUCAGAAAAGAAGCAAAUGCAAGAAGUGGUAAAUUAUCAUUACCAUCCACUAUUACACCGCCAGCUGUUGAAGAUUCACAACCUAGAAAUUUCCUUCAACGGAUUUUCCGAAAAUCGAACUCAACUGAAAGUCCAGCAGAAUAUGUGAAAAAUACGAUGAUAGGUCGACUAAGUAACACUCAUAAAGUAAAUGUGAGUGGCAAAGAAACACCUAGACGUGGUAGUAUUUUUUCAAAUUUCUUUUUUGGUGGACAAGACAAUAAAGGAAACAACGAACUUGACGCUUAUAAAGAAAAAACAAAAAGAGGACGUCAUAGUAUAUUUCCAACAUUCGACUUUCAUCGUGAGGAGGAUGAUAACGCUGCAAAGGCGUAUAAAGAGAAAACCAAAAAAGGUCGUCAUAGUAUUUUUCCAACAUUUGAUUUCUCUGAAAAUGACGAUGCAGAAACUGCUAGAGCAUAUCAACAAAAGCCUAAACGUCAUAGCAUAUUCCCUACGUUUGAUUUUAGUGAAGAUGAUGAUGACUAUCUUGCACAAAAGUAUAAAGAAAAUACAAGGUCUGGUAGACAUAGCAUUUUUCCAACGUUUGAUUUUAGUGAUACGGAGGACAAAGCAGCACGUGAUUAUAAAGAAAAAACAAAACGCGGUAGACAUAGCAUUUUUCCUACUUUUGAUUUUAGCGAUCUUACAAGUAAUGACGAAGAAGAUACAAUAGAUGAAGAUGAAGUAAGAAAAUAUCAAAAUAGAACAAAAAAAGGUCGGCUUAGUCUAUUUCCAACAUUUGGAAGGUCUAAAAAAGACGACGACGACACAAUGCCAGAAAGUUCAGACGAACUUGUAGAUUACAAGAAUAAAACACGUCAUGGGCGUGUAAGUUUAUUUCCUACAUUUGGCAAAGACCGUAAGACAAGUACUCCAGAAGAAAACUCUAACGAUCUUGAAGCUAGUAUAAAGCAAUACCAAAAGCAAACAAAACGCGGCCGAAAUAGUUUAUUUGCUGGAGAUAUAGAACAUUACCGCAACUCAACACAAGGAGGUCGUCAUAGUUUAUUCUCUAGUGAGUUAGAAAAUUAUAGAAAUAAAACCAAACGGGGUCGUCCCAGUCUAUUUGAUCCUAACGUAAAUAUAUCAAAUCUUCCAGAAUCUGAACAAGUUGAGGUAUUAGAAAAUACUAGUGUAGCUGAUUUGCUUCGCGCAUUAGCUACUAUAGAAACAGUACGCGGAGAUUCUGACACAACUAGCCCAGCUGGAUUAUUGGACUUGAUAAAUGAACCCGUUGCAACACCUGCUAGAAGACGUGGUUCACUUAGGCCUGAUUUUGCUUUACCUACAGUUUCUACUAAAGAAGAAACUGAGGAAGCUACAGGACCACGACGCAGAAGAAUAUCUGCUAGAGCUGCAGCACCUCAUUUCACACCAACAUUAGCAACAGUUGUUGCUGGCACUGAAUUACAAAUAACAGCAGCCGCUGCACGAGAGAACCGUAUGUCCAUGUUAACGCACCCGCCUCCUCCUUAUUCGGAAACUGAGACAUCUACUGAAGAAGGCGUACAAAAACCUAGGGUUAGAAGAUACUCUCCAGCACCUUCAGAUCCAGGCAGAUCUGUGGCCCCUGUACAGAGACUAUUUACACGUAUGCGUAAUCAAACAAGUGCAGAAGAAGGAGAUUCUACAAAUUCUAGCUUAACUGAUGUAAUAGUAGACAAUAACUUAAAAGACAAUACGUAACCCAGUGCCUUUUUAGUACAAUUUAGGUGUAAGUAUUUAAAUGCUUAGCUUAUAUUUUAUCUAAUAGUAUUAUAGUAUAUAUAAAAUAUAUACCGUCCACAAAAAUAUGUCUUUUAU